UCAGAUGAAAUGCUUUCCUGAGCAUCAAACCAAAGGGGAAGGUCACAACGCUGUGCUCCUUACCACCAUUCGCAGGUCUUCCUCUGAAGUAAGGUCAACCAGGGAGAGGCACAAAAGAAACUACUGAAAUUUUGCAAGUCCGUUGUAUUUCACCCUUUGAGAUGAUGGUAUUAAUUCUCGUGCCCUUCCUCUGCAUCGGAGUAUCGGGAAGCCCAGCCCUGUCAAGGCUUGCCUCUUUCUCUGGAGAAUUUGGUGGCGACAGCGGAGAAUAUUUUGACCAUUCAAGUAAUGAACUGGAUGGCCCCAUGACUGCCCUGAAAAUAAGAGCAAAUGACAGAUACCUCUUAAGCAUUCAGGUUCGCUAUGGAGACUCAUGGUCUGUCACCGAAGGCAGUACUGUGGGUAACCUGUCUGGCAUGGAGCUGUACCACGGAGAAGGAUUUAUCCAAGUCACGGGGCGUUUUGGGAACUAUGUGGAGUACCUCGCUUUUCGGACCAACCUGGGGCGCGUCUUUGCCUUCGGGCCCAGCUUUGGUCCUGGGAUGGGCUUCGAAGCUGAGCCGAUGUUCCCAAACACCGUCCUGCGCUUCAUCAGUGGGCGCUCAGGUUCUUUGGUCAACUCUCUUGGGUUCCACUGGGACCAAGACCAAGAGAUCGGGGCCGGGAAUCAAUCCUCCCUUUCCACAGAGCCGUCUGCAAUCACAGCCACUUAGGUGACAGAAAUGAAUAAACACACCCAAUGUUCA
Anolis sagrei ordinatus is the source of this 746-nucleotide messenger RNA. RefSeq names its product zymogen granule membrane protein 16-like. Lineage: Eukaryota; Metazoa; Chordata; Lepidosauria; Squamata; Anolidae. The record is from RefSeq and is a predicted model, not a curated record.